Messenger RNA from Bactrocera latifrons, 432 nucleotides. RefSeq names its product putative transporter B0252.3. The record is from RefSeq and is a predicted model, not a curated record. The transcript is spliced from 2 exons. The coding region runs from base 115 to 381 and encodes 88 amino acids. Lineage: Eukaryota; Metazoa; Arthropoda; Insecta; Diptera; Tephritidae.
UAUUAUCUACAGUUGAGCUUGUUUUUAGUGGGUAAGCUUGCAAUCACCGCAGCGUUCCAAGUUUUAUACUUUUUCACUUCGGAAAUAUUUCCCACGAACUUGCGCAACAGUUUGAUGUCUUUUUGCUCGAUGGUUGGCCGUUUUGGUUCAAUGGUAGCGCCACAGACGCCUUUGUUGGCUAAAUAUUAUGAGAAUGUGCCAGCCAUAAUAUUUGCCGUUUGUGCUCUAGUCAGUGGUUGUUUGGCGCUGCUCUUUCCAGAAACUUCAAAUACAAUAUUACCGACGACAGUGCACGAGGCGGAUAAAAUUGGCAAUAGUAAAUCGUCGGAAAACCCAAACAGCAGCAAGUUUAAUUUAGAUAAUGAAAGUACUUAUAUGUAAUUAGUUAUUUAAAAAGUGUAUUGAUUUAGUAAUUUUAGAAUAAAAAUGAAA